CUGCGGCUCCUCAGGCCUUCUUAAAACCAGCACUGGCGGCCGCUCAAAUGGCCUAUCGUUCCUUGUGGUCUACUCUCCCAUUACAGAAUGGCUCCCGUCGGCAUCCCAGCAAGUCUCACCAAUGUCAUUGUUGGUCCGCUCUUGAUCGGAUCCUGGCUCAACAUCUGGCUUUAUGGAAUGAUGUUGAUUCAAGCACAGGCAUACUAUCGUCAUGCACAGAAUGACCCUGCCUGGAUCAAAUACCUGGUGGCUUUCAUCCUGUUAGCGGACACGUUUAACUCUGUGUUUGACGCGUGGUUCACCUAUCAUUACGCAGUGUUGGAGUUCGGCAACCCAAAUACCAUCAUGGUCUCUAAUUGGGUUUUCAACACAGAUCCCAUCAUGACCGUUAUCAUAUCUUCGACCGUCCAAGCGUUCUUUGGGUGGCGAGUCAAGCGGCUAACGGGUAUUACCUGGCUUGCUGCGAUAAUUGUCAUCUCAGCCGUUAUUCAAUUCUUGGCCGGGCUCGGAACAACCAUUGGUUGUGCCAUCGUCAAAGAAUUCGUCCAAUUCAGGUCAUUCAAGUCGAUUGUCAUCGUUUGGCUCGUCCUUGCGCCUGUGACCGACUUCCUCAUUGCAGCUAGCCUCGCUUGGUACCUCCGUUCGCAUAAAACUGGCUUUGCGACAACAGACGAUAUAGUGAUUCGAAUCACUCGAUUGACAAUUCAAACUGGUGCCAUCACCGUCAUCUGGGCGACAACCGACUUGGUCGUAUUCUUGGUCUGGCCUAACAAUCUGCACUUGAUCUUUAACAUGCCACUCGCCAAACUCUACGGAAACUGUCUCAUGAGCUCUCUGAAUGCACGCCGCGAGUGGAGUACUUCAGGAUUGGGUUAUACCACUUCAGAUGGUAUUUCCCGAGGACAGCCCCGUGGCGGGAUCAGCAUCACUACGAAGACCGAAGUUGUUCAGGAUGCGAUCGAACUCGACGUGACCAGUAAACAUCGUCCACAAGAUGGUGCUCCACGAAGUGUCCGCCCAAGCACCGCUGCAGGUGGUGGUGCUGCCAUUGGUGUUGGAGUCCCUGUCCACAAUUCAAAACAUGAUGACGGGUUAUCGCUACAUUCCGAUUCGAUUGAUGGGGAUGAUUCUUCAAGUCAGAAGCCUAAUGGGGGUCGAAAAGCGGAAUGGCCAUCACGAAGUCUAUAGAGUUCCUAUUCUUUGGUGCCUUCUUUUUAUAUCCACCUGCUUCUCGCAACUUGCUGAAUUCACCCUCGGCCCUCUCACCAUAAGUGCUCAAUGCGUGUUUUCGUAUUCCAUCAUAAACUACUUAUGUAAU
This is a messenger RNA of Cantharellus anzutake, 1318 nucleotides long. RefSeq lists its product as uncharacterized. The transcript is spliced from 18 exons. The record is from RefSeq and is a predicted model, not a curated record. Bases 88 to 1188 code for a protein of 366 amino acids. NCBI's taxonomy places the organism in Eukaryota, Fungi, Basidiomycota, Agaricomycetes, Cantharellales, Hydnaceae.